This is a messenger RNA of Penicillium olsonii, 2547 nucleotides long. The record is from the annotation of a GenBank genome assembly. NCBI's taxonomy places the organism in Eukaryota, Fungi, Ascomycota, Eurotiomycetes, Eurotiales, Aspergillaceae.
AUGGAGAACUACAAUCCGUCCGAGGACCCAGGGCCAACCUUCUGCGUUGGACACCAUGAACAUAACCGAAUGAUUACGGUCACCCCGAGGGUGAUUCAAAAUGUGCACGAAAGCAAUUAUGACAUGAUGACCGUCCCAAUCACAACGUCGCAUUUCCAUUCACGUGUCCUGGGUCUAUUGUCUUCUUACUUGACUAACCUGCAGCCUCCAGCUUAUGAUAAUGUUGGAACCAGAGCCACUACUGCGAACACUCGCCCGCUGGUCGUUCCAUCGCUCUCCAAGGCAGACUCAUACCUUACCCCAAAUGAUGCAACCAGUCAAUUGGUUGGAGUUACCAGCAGCUGGAUUGAUCUAUGCUCACCGGACCCGUUGAUUGCGGACUUGUCCCGCCAAGUGCUGAUGUUGGAGGUCGCAUACGCCGCCUUCUGCGGAAUUGGGUAUCUUCUCAUCCCCGGACCAAAGCUGCACCAUGGUGCCUUGCAUUCUGAGGGUGUCAUUUACUAUGCACGUGCAAUCCAAGAUGCAUUGAACCUUGGCCCAUACAUCCAAUUCCACAUUUGGUUGCAGAUGGUGGACAACCCCGAGACUGAGGUUGAUACCAUGGGAGACCUGGCGCCCCUUGCCCGUGCGGACUUCCUGGAGCCAAGUGAUGGGAUUCCCCUCAAGGUGGAUCCGUUCGGAACCUGGGAUGCUUGGGAUGCCAUUAGAAAGACCUCUAAAUAUCACACGCGAUUGUUCGUUGCACUCUCUAUGCCUAAGCAGCUGCCUUCGCUGUUUGUGCAAUCGCGAUGGCACUCCGAGCCUGUGCAUUUGCUCACAAUCGACGGAUCUGCCUUCCUUAAGAACCAAAAGGGAUACCCUGUCUUGUCCAAGUCACACCAAGCUCUCAUCGCGAAGAUGAUGCGCCUCCGCACAGCGCCUUGGAUUCUUCUUUGCGGUGUUGGCCCCAUCCCCGGGCUCGAAAACUCUGAGGACCCGGACAGUAACCAGGCCAGUGACUACCCAAGUCUGUCACAAGCUAGCAAAAAGCACCACGAUCCAACCCCCCAUCUCUCAUACAUCCGCAACCUUCAACAGCGUCAACCACAGCGUACUGCAAUCGAGAGAUUUGGCACGGGAUACCAGGAUUAUCUGCAAGCUCCUCUGCAACCAUUGACUGUCAACCUGGAGAGCAUUACCUAUGAAGUCUUUGAGAAGGAUCCCAUCAAAUACGAGUGGUAUGAGAAAGCUAUUUACAAGGCACUGAAGGACUGGGCCGAUCAGAAGAAGCCUACGUCCCACCCGGACGGGAAAGUAGUCCUUGCGGUUGUGGGUGCAGGCCGCGGCCCACUUGUCACCCGUGCACUCAAGGCUAGUGCUGAAGCUGGAGUUGAAAUAGAUAUGUGGGCGGUGGAAAAGAACCAGAAUGCAUUCGUGCUGCUGCAGCGACACAACGAAACCAUCUGGGGCGGCAAGGUUACCCUCGUCCAGUCGGACAUGCGUGCUUGGAAGGGCCCUCGUGUGCCAAAGCAAGCCACCUCAGAGGCGAAGGAGGCUGUGGGUGAAUCUCUCGGUAUUGGAGAGUCAUUGCUCCACAAAAAAGGAGACGCUGAACAGGGCAAUGCUUCUACAUUUGCGCAAAGCAGCGAUGCCGACUUGUGCUACACUCAUGCCGAUAUCAUUGUGUCGGAGCUAUUGGGCUCUUUCGCAGACAAUGAACUGUCUCCGGAAUGCCUGGAUGGUGUGAACGAUCUGAUUAACCCUGUGCAUGGAAUCUCUAUUCCCGCAUCAUACUCCGCUCAUUUCACACCAGUCUCUGCCCCCAAGUUGCACUCUGACGUCGUUCACCAGACGGUGUCUAACCCGGCGGCCCCAGAGACCCCGUAUGUCGUGAUGUUGCACGCCAUUGAUUUCCUUUCCACAACCGAUACCCCAACAACAAACGAGACCUCCAACGCCAGUGAUGGAACUCGAUCAUCCACCCCAUCAGGAUCUUUCACUGCUACUGAAUUCCCAACUCCCUUCGUUCAAACUGCUUGGUCCUUCUCUCACCCCAAGCGCCACAUCCCUGCGCAGUCUCCUAUGCAGUCCACCAUCUCGAACGCCCACAAUGUGCGCCAGACCCGCCUGACAUUCCCCGCCCAAAACCGUGGUGCCUGCCACGGCCUUGCAGGCUACUUUGAGACCGUGCUCUACGGAGAUGUGGAGCUGUCUACUAACCCUGUGACUAUGGAAGACAAGAGUGCCAGUAUGAUCAGCUGGUUCCCCAUCUACUUCCCCUUGAAAACCCCGCUCAAUGUCCCUGAAAACGGCGAGAUUGUGGCCACGAUGUACCGUCAAACUGAUGACCGCAAGGUCUGGUACGAAUGGAUGGUCGAGGUCUAUGCGCUUGAGCGCAUCAACUCGUCCAAGCCUAUCCCCACCGCGCACUCGCAGACUGCGUCUUCCAGUGUGGAUAACCUGAAGACCAAGGAGAACGCCGCCAAGGGAUCUCGUGCUGGCUACCGCCGUGUGCGGGUGGGAAUCAGCGACUUGCACUCUAGCAUCAAGGAUGGAUGUUUAAUGUGA